Molecule: messenger RNA, 1487 nt
Organism: Caenorhabditis sp. 36 PRJEB53466
Lineage: Eukaryota; Metazoa; Nematoda; Chromadorea; Rhabditida; Rhabditidae
Source: the annotation of a GenBank genome assembly
AUGUCAGCGGAAAGCAGUCCGGAAAAAGAGCCAGAACAGAAGAAAGCUAGAUGUGAGUCUGAAAUCGAAAAACUCACAAAAUAAUUAUGAGUCUUGAUUAAAAACAAUUUCAGUCUCCGAAGAACCGGAAGAUACAGAAGAUUCUGAAGUUUGCGAGGUUUCCGAUGAUGAUAAAAACGAAGAGAAAGACGGGUCAUUCGAGAUUGUAGGAAUUAUGAAUUAUAAGAAAACUCCAGGUUCUUUUCCGAAAGAAGUUGCGAAUUUGAUGUAAAACGAAGAAUUUCAGAGUCCGACGAGGAGACUAUGAAGAAGUUUGCAGAAAUCACCAAUACCGACGAGAUUCUGGCUCAAUCGAUUCUCCAGGACGUUGAUUGGGAUCUGAAGAAAGCGUUGGACGUCUUCUACGGCAGCGAAGCGUUCAAAGACGCGAGAACCGAAGCCGUUAUGGGUCCGUCUUCGUCGUCAAACGGUCCGAAGGCUUCACCAAUGACUGCCGAUGAUUUGAAGGUAUUUGAAAAACAUUUCAAACAUAGGUGCGAGAUGUUUGAGAAACGGCAAAACAUGUUUCCGACCUGCCAAAUUUUCCUGUCCCAAACUGCCGGCGCUCAACUCAAAGCACCUAUGAUUUCAAAACGAAUUUUGGUUCUGCAGGGCUUCGAGAUCAGUGUGAUGUCGUGGAAUAUCGAUGGCUUGGACGGAAGAAGUCUGCUAACGAGAAUGAGAGCCGUGGCGCAGAUUGUGAAGACGUGAGCUAUUAGAUUUCUCCGAGCAUUUCAAAGAAUACUCUUUUCCAGCGUGAAUCCCGACGUGCUCUUCCUGCAAGAGGUCGUCGACCGUGACCUGGCUCCGAUCGACAAGCUCCAAUCGCUCUACAAAAUCUACUACUCUAACAAGGGCUGCCAAUACUACACGGCGAUUCUCGUGUCGAAAAUGUUCGACGUCGAGAAGCACGACGUGAUUCACUUCCAGAAUUCCGGAAUGUACCGUACCCUUCAAAUCCUCGAGGGCUCCGUCGGCGGCAUGAAAGUCUUUCUGCUCAACACUCACUUGGAAUCGAUGAAAGAGCACCGGAACCAGAGAAUUGCGCAGUUCGCGUUUUGCAUGGACAAGUGCCGCGAGUUGGUCGAAACCAAUCCCGGAUGCUUCUUGUUUUUCGGCGGUGACUUGAACUUGCGCGACGACGAAGUCAACGGAGUGCCGCCCACGCUCAAAGAUGCGUGGGAGUCGGCCGGAAGCGAUGCGAAGAACAGGUUCACGUGGGACACAAGACAGAAUGACAACAAGCAAGGGUUUUUCAACGCUAGAUUGAGGUAAAAACGGCAAUUUUAUACCAUUUUGCUGAGAAAUCAUUCAGAUUCGACCGCAUCUUCUGGCACGCACCCAUCAACCAGGUCAAAUUUUCUCUGGAAGGCCGUCAACGCAUCCGCUCGUGCCUCUGCUUCCCCUCCGAUCACUGGGCCAUCAACGCAACGUUCUCCGCUGUCUGA